Molecule: messenger RNA, 2524 nt
Organism: Chinchilla lanigera (long-tailed chinchilla)
Lineage: Eukaryota; Metazoa; Chordata; Mammalia; Rodentia; Chinchillidae
Gene: Ell3
Product: elongation factor RNA polymerase II-like 3
Exons: 11
Coding region: 859-2049 (396 amino acids)
Biological process (GO): transcription elongation by RNA polymerase II; positive regulation of transcription elongation by RNA polymerase II; snRNA transcription by RNA polymerase II
Cellular component (GO): transcription elongation factor complex
Molecular function (GO): cis-regulatory region sequence-specific DNA binding
Source: RefSeq, a predicted model, not a curated record
AGUUGGUGGUUUAUUGCACUAAUUUUAAACAUCAACUUUACUGAGGCAUAAUUUACGUCCAAUACGCAUUUUGAGUGCGCUGCUUAAUGAGUUUUGACAAACGUACAGGUGAUCUGACUCAGAGCGGAGAGAAUUAAGGUCACCAGGGAAUAUGCAGAUCAAGAGAUUGAACAGGGAGAGCCUGCGUAGAAAACAGCAUCCCAGCAGGGUUCUUGAGAAGCAUAACAAAAAGCAGCAAGUAGCAACACCAAGGGCGGCUGCUCACUGCCCCUGGGUCUGCACCCCUGGAAGCCCCUGUCACUUACAGGCGCCGCACGGGCGGCAUGAGGGGCGGCGAGCCAGGGGCCCUGUCGCCACCGCCCGCGGUCAGGCCGGCUGCUCCGGCCUCGGUGGACGCUGGCUUUCCCGCAGCCGGCAGGUCUGCCGUUCCCGGGCCCCUGGGUCCUGGGCUCAGCCCGCCUGCCUGCCAACCAGGCUCCUCCCCGCCCUCUGUGGCUGAAGCUCCUGGGGCUGAGGGUUCAGCUUUCGCUUAGAGACGGCAGCGUUGAGUGCAAAGGUGGCUGGGGAAACUGAGGCAGGGCUGGGGCUUCUGGGAGAGGGGUCGGACGCUGGCCGCAGACUCCGUCUCCCCUGACCUUUGCAGCUCUUCCAAAAGCCAAGUGAGGCCCAGUGCUGGAAGAGAAGCCGGGGGUCCUCAGGGACGCGAGCCAGGCCCCGCCCGCGGGUGGGGGCGGGACUGAGGCGGGGCAGGGCGGGCGGGGCAGAGGCCAGUGCUGCAGGUGCUGCCCUCGGUGCCCGGAGGAGCCGGUGCUGCGGGUGCUGCCCUCGGUGCCCGGAGGAGCCGGUGCUGCCCGCGCCAUGGAGCGACCCUCGGACCCCCUGCGCGGGGUGCUGCGGUUCUGCUUCGCCCCCGCUCCCCGGACCAGCCUGCUCCUGCUCCGGCUGGACGCCGCCGCGCUGCGGGCGCUGCAGGAGGGUCGGCGGGAACAGGUCCGGCCGGUGAUCGCCUUCCAGGGCCCCCGAGGCUACCUGAGGCUCGCGGGCCCCGGCUGGUCCUGCCUCUUCUCCUUCGUAGUGUCCCAGUGUGGCCGGGAGGGGGCUGGCGGAGAGUUGGACCUCGUGUGCCAGCGCGGGGACAGAUCCGGGGCUGAGCGGCUGCACUGCCUGGGCCCACUCCGGGAGCGCCUCACUAUUUGGGCGGCUAUGGAUUCCAUCCCAGCCCCUUCCUCAGUCCAGGGACACAACGUGACUGAGGAAGCCCGGGAUCGCGAGGCUUGGCGAAACCCGGGAGGUUAUUCUGAUGCAGAUGCGCUGGUGUCACAGCCACGGGCUGCGCUGGAACAGGUGUCAGAUCCACGGGCAAGCAGCCAAGAACAGUCACUCCCAGGACCCUUGAGGGAGCAGCCGGCAGAGUGGGAAAUGAGGAAGCAGAACCAUCUCCCAAACAGAGAGCCUGACCAGGCCCUGCCUUCCUCUGCCGGCCAGAAGCGUCUGGAGAAGAAACGUCCAGCACCAGAAGACACUGAAAAACUAGAAGAAAAGAGGCUCAGAGUUCUGUCUCCAGCUGCAAGCCCCCUGCAAGGGCUGUCCAGUCGGGACUUACAGGACGGCUGGGAGCAAGAAGAUAAAGACGAAGUCCUAGGCCCCAGGCUGGAGCACAGUCCCUCAGCUCAAGCAGGCUCUGAGUCCCCAAGCCCCGCAGAGGUGCCAGAUUACCUCCUGAAAUACAGGACCAUCCAGAGUACAGAGCAGCAGCGGGCCUACGAACAAGACUUCGAGGCGGAUUAUGCCGAGUACCGCAUCCUCCAUGCCCGGGUUGGCGCUGCCAGCCAAAGGUUCAUAGAGCUGGGAGCAGAGAUCAAGAGAGCUCAGCCAGGAACUCCGGAACACAAGGCGCUGGAAGCUAAGAUAGUCCAGGAGUAUAAAAAGUUCAGAAAGCGGUACCCAGGUUACAAGGAAGAAAAGCACCGCUGUGAGUACCUGCAUCAGAAAUUGUCCCACAUAAAAGGUCUCAUCCUGGAGUCUGAGGGAAAGAACUGGGGCAGCUGAGGCUGUCAAGGCCUCUUGACCCGCUGUUCAGUGAGAUAGAAACAAAGCAGCUAUAAAACCAGAGUGCACCUAUCUGCUGUUCUUAUGCUGACCCCUUGAGUCCACGGAGGCAGGCAGAGAGCUGCCCUAGGUUCUUGACGUGUGAUACUGUUGCUGUAUUUUCAUUUUUUAGUGUGGGCACAGUGCCAGGGCUCCUCAGCUGUGCCCAGGAGAUGAGGGAUUAUAGCAGACUUGGCUUUUUCACCAUUAGUUCAGCCAGGUCAUUUUUAAAUUCUGGGAAAUGACAUCAUUUCUAGGACAGGAUACCUUGAGGAUAUCAGAUGAACUAAGUGAAUUUAGCCUAGUAUCCUCCAAAGGCGAACAAAAAAAAGGGAACCUUUGUUAAAUCAAAAGGAACUUGUAGGGGGCUGGGAAUUUAGCUCAGUGGCAAAGCGCCUGCCUUGCAAGUGCAAGGUCGUGAGUUUGAUUCCUGGUA